UCUUCAUUUCUCAUGUUCACAAAAAAAAGAAAUUACCAAACAAAAAAAAACUCAUAAAUCUUAAAACUACCGAAUCACUAAAAAAUAGAAGAUUUAUUUCCCUGUAACAUUUUGUUCAAAAUCCUUCAUGGCUUCCCCAAAAUUUAGACAUGAAAGGUAAAUGUUGCAAUCUUUAGCUCCAGUUCUUUAACCAAAAAACAAUAAACAAAGAUAUACGUACCUCGACGUGCAGACUAAUCCUUUAGCUAGAUACUAUUCAACAAGACAUGAAGAUGAGGCUAUAACGUUCGUGACACCAAGUAAUGUCCGCAUUUGGAUAAUAAAGGAACUCUCAACCCAAACUGACCAUUUUAACAAAAAGAUUUAAUAUUUCUUCAUUGAAACAGGUUUCUCUGAUCUGGAAUACUCGCCGUGCUUUCUCGCUGGCGAUGUUUUCGAAGCCUGGAAAAAAGCUUGACUCCUCCGAGGUGAGUACACGCGAGGCUUCCUUAAGUAAUGAUCGUAAUUUGCAUAUCUAUUAGCCCAUAGUUGCGAUGAUGUUCCUUUUUCCUUUUCUUGUGCAGACAAGUCAUCAUGUCUCAUCCUUGGGGCCAAAAGAAUCGGCUAAUCAUUCAAAUUAUCCACCGUUAGAUAUCGUUCAUCAAUCUCCACAACCACGCAAAGAGAUGCAGAAGGCACAGUUGGAUCCCAAGAAGAUGGAAAAUCUUAUAAAACCAGAGCCGGUUGGAUUCAGCAAUCACCACCGUCCAAUCCCCAGUCCGAAAAUCCCAUCUUCACCCGGUUCCAACAUGACCGAGUCACAAAUGGUCAAUACAUUAAACUUAAACACCAAACCAAACAGCAACAGUAACAGCAAUAGCAAUAUGAGCUCAAGAAGCAACAGCAUAGAGAGCACUUCCUCUAAUCCCUCUAAGCCACACACAGGUGGUGACAUAAGAUGGGACGCUGUGAAUAUGUUGACCUCUAGAGGAGUCCAGCUCGGGAUCAGCGAUUUCCGGCUUUUGAAACGUCUCGGUAAUGGAGACAUUGGAAGUGUUUUCCUCGUCGAGCUUAGAGGAACCAACACCUAUUUCGCCAUGAAAGUGAUGGACAGGGCUUCCUUGGCUAGCAGAAACAAGCUGUUGCGAGCUCAAACAGAGAGAGAGAUUUUGUCUCAGCUUGAUCACCCGUUCUUGCCCACGUUAUACUCUCACUUCGAGACCGAUAAACACUAUUGCUUGGUCAUGGAGUUUUGCGGCGGUGGCAAUCUCUAUUCCUUGAGACAGAAGCAACCUAACAAGUGCUUCACCGAAGAAGCAGCGAGAUUCUUUGCUUCCGAAGUGCUAUUGGCAUUGGAGUACUUGCACAUGCUCGGAAUCGUAUACCGAGAUUUGAAGCCGGAGAAUGUUCUGGUAAGAGACGACGGACACAUUAUGCUUUCCGAUUUCGAUUUAUCUCUCCGAUGCUCAGUCAGUCCAACUCUCGUCAAAUCCUCCUCCGUUCACGGCGGCGGCAGCGGAAGCGGUCGGCCUAUCGGGCUAAUCGACGAGGAAUCGACGGUCCAAGGCUGUGCCCAGCCGUCCACCUUCUUCCCGCGGAUCCUACAAUCCUCGAAGAAGAAUCGAAAGGCGAAAUCUGACUUCGGGCUUUUCGUCAACGGAUCCUUGCCGGAGCUCAUGGCGGAGCCAACAAACGUUAAAUCGAUGUCAUUCGUCGGGACACACGAGUAUUUAGCACCGGAGAUCAUCCGCGGAGAAGGACACGGAAGUGCCGUCGAUUGGUGGACCUUGGGAAUCUUCAUCUACGAGCUUCUCUACGGAUCGACGCCGUUUAAAGGACAAGGGAACCGCGCGACGCUCAACAACGUGAUUGGGCAGGCGCUGAGAUUCCCGGAGCUUCCUCAUGUGAGUUCGGCGGCGAGAGAUCUCAUCAAGGGACUUUUGGUCAAAGAACCACAAAAACGGAUCGCUUACAAACGAGGCGCGACGGAGAUCAAGCAGCAUCCCUUCUUCGAAGGUGUGAAUUGGGCGCUAAUCCGGAGCGCGAUGCCGCCGCAUGUACCGGAACCGGUGGAUUUGGCGUGUUACGCGAGCAAGGACAAAGAGUCUACCGGCGGCGGAAAGAAGAGCAACAAUGGUGCCGGUGGUUGUUGCAGUACUGGCGGUGGUGAUAAUAAAACUAACGGCGUUAGUACUAGUAACCCUAGUUGCCAUGAUCCUGGUUACAUUGAUUUCGAAUAUUUUUAGCAAUUGAAAAUUA
This is a messenger RNA of Eutrema salsugineum, 2238 nucleotides long. Its product is annotated as serine/threonine-protein kinase AGC1-7. Gene Ontology annotation, cellular component: nucleus; plasma membrane; cytoplasm. Lineage: Eukaryota; Viridiplantae; Streptophyta; Magnoliopsida; Brassicales; Brassicaceae. Gene Ontology annotation, molecular function: protein serine/threonine kinase activity; ATP binding. Gene Ontology annotation, biological process: protein phosphorylation. The record is from RefSeq and is a predicted model, not a curated record.